Molecule: messenger RNA, 4640 nt
Organism: Lineus longissimus
Lineage: Eukaryota; Metazoa; Nemertea; Pilidiophora; Heteronemertea; Lineidae
Product: coiled-coil domain-containing protein 87-like
Exons: 25
Coding region: 161-3310 (1049 amino acids)
Source: RefSeq, a predicted model, not a curated record
CGUUCUUGUUCACGCUGAAUCUUCAUUCGUAUCCAAGAUAAACAAACAUGGCGGUCGAAAUGUCAAAUCGCAAAAUUAACAUUUACAAACUUGACAUGCAUGACAGUUUGCAAGGUUUUUGAAUGCCAUGAAUGUGAUGCCUAGCUAAACCAAUACCAUCAUGCCAACCAAUCUAGGAGAUAGGCGGAGCCAUAGAGGGGCGGAUCCCCUGGUUGCCGCAAGCUCCGUCACUGGGCCGAGGUCAACCAUACCCCAAGCUGAUCCUGUUGACCUUCACUCGGAGAAGGGAAAUGACAACCUAUAUCAAAUGACAAAUCUACCAUUUGGGCAGAAAGAUAUACAGAAGAGAUAUGACGAUAUACUUGGACCACUUACUCUCUUUGCUCCAUACUCACAUGAAGAUGUUAUUGUCGGGGAUGAGAUUGAAAUGGAAAGGCCUGUUACUCCAAUUAAUGAGGAAAUCAAAGCAGCGCCAUUCACUUUCAAUCAACUGGCAAACUAUGUCAGAAGAAGAAUAACGGCAGAUCCUCAAAGUCAUCAUCUGAGUGUCGAUGAUCAACAAGGCUUGGCCGCAAUACUGAUGGGCGAAGUCAAUGGCAUUUGGCCUGACAUCAGAAGACAAGUAGACGAUCCCUUUUUGACACCAGAGCAGAACAAAGAACUGCAAAGACGAAUCUCUGUUCACAUUGUAACUGUGUGCGAGACGUUGUUUGGUCAUUAUGUGGAAAAGGCCCAGAUUCUGAACAAGCGAGGUGUCUUCAGUGGGCCUGCAAAUAUGAGUCGGUUAAAAGCGCAACUGGCUUUAGAUGCCAAUAAAUUUCUCAAUAUCUUAAUCAUUCGUCGAUACCUCGUGGGGGACAUGAGGGGAAAAAAGGAUCAUGCCGACAAUGAAGAUGAAAAACCAGACCGUCCUAGUCAAAGUAGGCCUUCGACACAAAAAUCGCAGCGCUCCCCGGCCCUUACAUACCAGAGACUAGUUGUAAGCAGCAGGCCAAAAGAGCGACGCAAACGGGGGGUAGACCGAACGAUUGAGGAUGAUAUUCUAGAGAUUCAGGAACAGAUGCCUACUCUGCCCACGGAGAAAAUCAUCGAAAUGAUUGAUAAGAUGGGACUGGAGAAGGAGAAGUCCCUACUUUCUGAGUCCUCUGGCUCACCGGCACCAGUCUUGAAUCUACGUGACCAAAGAGAAGAUCAAAUAAGACAACAGCGUGACGAGGAAUUAAGCCGGACGUUACUGAAGCGCCACGACUCAUUAGGAGAGAUAGCUCAUAUAGAGACCCUUGCUGAAGAACUCGAUAUGUCGCUACAGCAGGUGCAUAAACGACCCAAUACAGCAACGCUAGAAAACAUGCCGUCCAUGUUGAGGAGAAAAGAAAAGCUAAAGAAGGAGGAAACAGAAAAAGAAAAAGAGAAGCCUGCAGUCCCUGGCACCAGAGAGUAUGCGGCCAAUGACCUGAAGAGACUGUGCGCUAGAUCGGGAGACAACGAACCUGAUGGCGAGCCUGACGAGGACUUGCCUCCUCUGCUACAGGCACUGACGAGAAGUGCUAAACAUGAUGGUAUGAAAAAAGAGCAUGAAAAGAAGAUUAAGGAACUGGAAGAGAAAGAGAGAGAAGAACUGGAAAAUUUGCCCAUAAUCAGGCAGCCAGCAUUCCCUCAACCAGAUACAGUAUCUACAAAACUUCCAAAUAAGAUGCUAGUUCGUACGUCAGAUAUCAGAGUCUCGGAGAGAGUGUGCAUGUCAAACGUUACAGUGAAGAAACAUGAAACUGUUUACAAUGAUCUUCUGGGAGAGAUUGAUCAGGCAACCCUUUUGAAGAUGGACAAGAACUUAUUCUUGGGCGACGAAAUUAAAGAAGUUUAUAAAGAGAUCAUGCAGACUGUUCCAACUGAUCAUCUAGAACUAGAAAAUGAUGUGCUGGUUGAACCUGCAGCAGACGCUGUCAACCUGAGCAGCAUCCUGAUGCCGUCUGCUUUGGCCAAGAAGAAGAAGGAGAAGUUUGUCAACAGUGCCUUACAGAAGAGUAAAGUUCCGCCGUGGGGUCUUCAGGGCAAUGCAGAAUGGGCUAAGAAUCCUGCCUCACAGUUAAAAGAUAUGCGAGGAGAAUUACAUGGUGCUGAUGAAAAAGAUAUCCUCUCCAUCCCGGGUAAGGUCCUGACGAUGGAUGAGUACAAAUCACAGCUGCAGGAGGCGCCAAGAAUGGUCCAGGAGCGCUUGUCCCGUAACUACGCAUCUUGGUUGGCCUGGUGGAAGAGUACAAUGAACACGGACGACUAUAUGAAAUAUCUCACGAGCCAGCAGUCCGAUUAUAUGGGAUACAUCUUCCAUUUUUACGACUCGGAGGACGAAGAUGAUGAGGAGUCGCGUGCUAGGAGGACCGCCCUGCUUACCGAGGCUGAGCAGAAGGAAAAGGAGAAGAAAGUCAAAGAACUGCGAAAGGUGAAAACAGAAUUUACUCCCGGAGUGUGGAAUUUCAAUUCCAUCUUGAUGGGUGGUCUUGGGAAAGAUCCCGAGUUAGAAGAAGAGGACCACGAGACAGCCAGAAGUGAAACAACAGAUGAUGCCAAGUCAACGCGGUCAUCAAAAGCAUUUAUAGCUAAAAAGUCCACCCUAAAGUCUCGAGACGGUUCAUUGGCGUCGUUUGCUCCAGAGGGCGCCAGCAGAAAAAGAAGCGACACCGGGGACAGAUCCCGGAUGGUUUCUAGAGCUACUGAACGAACCACUUUCACCACUGCAACAGACACUGCUAAAUCUCCUGAAACUGCAGAACCAGUUAUUACGCCUCAAGAUAGACUUGAAAAAGUGUGGACACUUCUUCAGAUGCCCGAUGCACUCAAAUUAGAUAUGGCUAUCAAAUACAGCACAGACGACUAUCUUAAUCAGUUAGAAGAUGCCAUUGAUUCUUGGGAGAAGGCGACCGAAUUGAUCAUCAAGCGAGAAGCGUUGAUGAAGAGGCUGGAAACAUUUGAAAGACUUGGCUCCGAUCCAAAUCGAUUCUUUGAUAAAAGUUCCAGGGGCUCCUCCGUAGCACGGUUAGAAGAGGCCAAAGUCCGUAGCGGUUACUAUAAGAAACUUGAAUCAAUGGAAAACAAAAUCCGAAGAGCAGUAGAGGAUGUUCGAGAUGAUUUCAAAGACACAAUCACAUAUCAGGGCCGCCCUUAUUUGGAGAAGAUGCACUGGGAUCGCAUCGAAAUGCUCUAUUGGCUUCAGGAGGAGAGGAAGCAAAAUGUCCUUGAGAAACAAGCCAUCGUCCAAGGUCUUCCACUCAAGGUUACGCAACUUGAACCAAUUCAGACACCAUCUCACUAACAUGACCAGAGUAUGGGGGAUGCUUUAACUUGGAUAUUUGCUAUUGGGUGGAUCUUGAUUUAUAUUCGAAAAGUAGUUCAAAUAUUUUGUUCUAUACAAGAGCAUUUACUGAGGUACGAAUAAAAAGAUCAAUCUUGUUAAGUCCGCAUCAGACACCAACUCACGUGAAUAGAGUACUGUAUGGGGGAUAUUUUGACUUGGAUAUUUUUGGUGGAUCUUGAUUUAUUCGAAAAGUAGUUCAAAUAUUUUGUUCUAUACAAGAGCAUUUACUGAGGUACGAAUAAAAAUACCAAUCUUGUUAAGUCCGCAUCAGACACCAACUCGCUGACAUAUGACUAGAGUACUGUAUUGGGGAUAUUUUGACUUGGAUAUUUUCAAUUAGUUGGAUCUUCAUUUAUUCCAAAGGUAGUUCAAAUAUUUUGUUCUAUACAGUAGAGCAUUUUUAAUACUGAGGUAUGGAUAAAGAUACCAACCCUGUAAAGUCUGGGUCAAUUCUCUGACUUUGGCAUCUUGGAGUUUUUUUGUGUCAGGUUUUCUUGUUGAGUAAAGGUAUCAGUUACCUUUAAAAGUUUGUGCUUACCUCAAGAGGAAAUGGCAAUAGGAGCCAAUAGAUUCACACUGAGAUUGGUAUGGGUAGAUAACUGAAGGGCCAAGUGUUCUUAAAUAUUUUUGUAUUUGCAUCCACAGUUUAUAGCUGAAUGAGUACAAUGACAACGAACUUGUUGUGGGGUUCUCCUAAAGAUUGCCAGUAAGGUUUAAAGUCAUCAAAAUGACAUUUGAUGGCCAUAAACGAAAUAAGCAGGCCAUUGGACACAUUUCAUGACAUUCACUGUUAUCUCAAAGUACAAGUGUACAUUAGCCCAGCAACAGCCAAUUUGAUUCGACUCGGAAAUGAUCGAGCUUUCCAAAUUACUGUUUACGCUUAUAUUUUUUUGACAACAAUACCGGUACUCUAUUUUCCAGCCAACUGUCAUAAAAAUUUUAAGAAAUGCAUGAAAUGGCCUUUUUAUUUCGUUUAUGACUGCUAAAUUUUAUGUUGAUUUACUUUAAACCUGAUGGAUUCUGUUAAGGAUUAUUGCUUGUUUUGUUAGACAUUUCAAUUGUCAUCAGUGACGAGUGCUCAUUGCUGUGUUAUAUGAGAGAAAAUAGUGUGUUAUAUGAGAGAAAAUAGUGUGUUAUAUGAGAGAAAAAAGUCAAGCCGUCCAUAUGAUUUCUAUCUAUGAUGUUAAGUCCUGCUGCAGAGAGAAAGUAUAUUUUAUCAAGUUGUAACUUUGUAGAUAUCAUUGUAAAUUAUUUAUAUUUAUGUAAAUAUAUUCUUUAUAGACUAUUA